GGCGGCAAUCAAGGAGGAAACAAUCAAAGGAAUAAUAACUGAGGAAUAUUGCCAAUAAUUGCAUAGAUUGUAUCAGACCGUUUUCUCAUUAUUCUUGCCUUUUCCAUUUGCUUGAGUUUAGGCUAAAUAUCUGUCAUUAGUCUGUAUAUAAAGUUUGUGUACUGUACACCCUUUUCACUCAAUUCAAUUGAAUCUUCACAUAUUCUUCUAUCACUGCACAGAAAUUAUCAUGGUAUCAGAGCACUAGGUGACAGCAAGAUUUUGCUGCAGCUUGUGACACAAGGCUUUGCUGCAAUUGAGACUCAAAACAUGGCCGAUGAAGACUCCACAACAAAGGUCACCUCUCGGAAGACAGGGGGAGCAAAGGAAACGAUGAAAACAACAGAUCCUGACUCACCAUAUUACCUGCAUCCGAGUGAUGAUCCUGGAAGAAUCUUGGUGACAUCUUCUCUGACCGGGGACAACUACCAUACAUGGAAGAGAGCACUGCAAAAUGCUUUGUAUGCCAAAAACAAAAUGGGAUUUGUGGAUGGCACACUCAAGAAGCCAGCCGCAGAUUCACAAGAAUUUCAAGCUUGGAAAAAGUGCAACUCCAUGGUUCUUUCAUGGAUUUUAAACACCAUAUCUCGAGAACUCCAUGACAGUGUUGCAUACGCUGACAGUGCACGGGAAGUUUGGACAGAUUUGCAGGAGCGCUUUUCACAAGGAAAUGCAACCAGAGUGCAUGAAUUGAAGCACGAACUGGCCACUAUCACCCAACAGACCAGGUCAGUUGCAGCAUAUUUCACUAAGUUGAAGCCGAUCUGGGAUGAACUGCAAGCAUACGAACCAAUACCAGUGUGUUCUUGUGGCUGCACUUGUGGGGCUGCAAAGGAAUAUGGUAAAACUCGAGAAACAGAAAAAGUGCAUCAAUUUUUGAUGGGACUAAAUGAAAACUUUUCCACUUUGCGUUCUCAAAUUUUGAAUCUGGAACCAUUACCCUCCUUGAAUAAAGUGUAUGCCAUGGCUACAAAAGAAGAGAAACAACAAGCAGUAGCUGCUGCUCGGGGACCAACAAUUGAAGCAACAGCCCUGGUGGCAAAGACAAGCAUCCAUGGUCGGCCAACUUCUUCUGGAAAGCCACGAUGUGAUCACUGUAAGAAAGUGGGGCACACCAAAGAAAGAUGCUUUGAAAUCAUUGGCUACCCAGCACACUGGAAACCCAUUGGUGGUAAAGGAAAAGGUAGAGGCGAUGGGCAAAGAAAUCAAAGCCAAGAAAAGGAGUUAAUCUUUGCAGCCAACGUAAGCCAAGACUCAGCAGGCAUGGCAGGCCAAUCUCCAAUAUCCGGACUGUCCAAGGAGCAGUAUGAUCAACUCCUCACACUUCUUGGUGGUAAUUCAGUCAUUAGUCAUUCAGCAAACUUGGCUGGUAAGAUGCAAAUUACACCCUUUUCUUGGAUUAUUGAUAGUGGAGCAUCAGACCAUAUGACACCAAAUUUAUCUAGACUUACUAAAGCCAAGCCUUAUACCUUCCCUGUCCACAUACCAAAUGGAUCCUCAUUAGAAGUAUCUCACAUAGGGAAAGCCACGUUGAGCCAUAAUCUCAGCUUGGAAAAUGUCCUUUGUGUUCCACAAUUUACUUGCAAUCUCCUAUCUGUUAGCAAGAUCACUAAGCAACUUAAUUGUGCUGUUAUAUUUUUUCCUGAUUUUUGUGUUUUUCAGGACCUUACCUCGAAGAGGUUGAUUGGAAUGGGUAAACUACAUGAAGGGAUCUAUUAUUGUGAUUUUGGGCACAUUGCAGCGGCUAGUCAAAUAAAGCGGAAGGAAAGCUUGUCUUUUGAAGUGUGGCAUAAAAGGCUUGGCCACAUUUCCUUAGAUAGAUUAUCCAAAAUCCCUUCCUUAUGUUCUUGCCCCUCUAAUAUUAAGCAUGUUUGUGAUGUUUGUCACAGAGCUAAACAAACAAGAUUACCAUUUCCUAUUAGUAAGAAUGUUUCUAAUCGUAUAUUUGCGUUAAUCCAUUGUGAUAUUUGGGGUAGAUAUGCUACAUCUUCUUUUACUGGUGCACAUUAUUUUUUGACUAUUGUAGAUGAUUUUUCUCGUUGCACAUGGGUUUACCUUUUAAAACACAAGUCUGAAGCUGCCUUAUAUUUAGUGAAUUUUUGUAACAUGGUUGAAACUCAAUUUGAAACUCAUGUUCAGCAGAUGCGCAGUGAUAAUGGGAAGGAAUUCACUGAGGGACUUGUGAAAGAUUUUUGUCAAAAAAAGGGAAUCCUUCAACAAACAUCAUGUGUCAACACACCACAACAAAAUGGGGUAGUUGAACGAAAGCAUCGCCAUUUGCUUGAGGUAGCACGAGCUUUAUGCUUUCAAGCCAAUCUACCUCUAAAAUUUUGGGGUGAGUGCAUACUUACAGCCACUUAUUUGAUUAAUUUAACCCCUACUCCAGUUCUUUUUGGACUCACUCCUUUUGAAAAGUUUUUUCAAAAGGCACCAUGCUAUGAUCAUUUAAAAAUUUUUGGAUGCCUUUGUUAUGCUCAUAAUCAUUCUAAAAAUCGUACUAAAUUUGAUUCUAGAGCAUCAAAAUGUGUUUUCAUUGGUUACCCUUUUGGAAAACGUGGUUAUAGACUGUAUGAUCUUGAAACCAAUGAAAUUUUUAUUUCUAGAGAUGUCAUUUUUCAUGAAGAGAUUUUUCCAUACAAGACACCUAAGACACAUGCACAAACCUUGGCAUUGUCUAAUCCAAGUGCUAGAGACUCAUUGUUUGAAGAACCAUCCUUAAUGGAUAAAGCUAUUGACAAAACAAGAAAUGAGUCUCAUUCCUUCGAAAAUGUUGAAAUGACAUUGGGUGAGAGUCCUGAGCUGGUGGAAAACAAUAUGCAAUGCACAACCCAGAUGGAAUCUGCGACCGAUCUUGCUACCCAACCAUCGCAACCUGUCAGGCCACAGCGUCAAAGACAUGCACCUAAACACCUUGAGGAUUUCAUCUGCGACAUGCCUCCAUCAAUUGAUCCCAAGCACACUCCAUUCCAUUCGGCAAAUUCAGGUACACUUUAUCCUAUUUCUCACCAUCUAUCAUAUGAAUCUUUCUCACCCAAUCACACAGCCUUUCUUGCGGCCAUCACUUCCAAUGAUGAGCCUAGUUCAUUUUCACAGGCCAUUAAGAAUGAAAAGUGGAGAGAAGCAAUGAGGAAAGAGAUCACUGCCCUUGAGGAGAAUGGCACUUGGACACUUGAGCGUUUACCUCCCGAUAAACGAGCUAUUGAUUCGAAAUGGGUCUACAAGAUUAAGUACAAACCAGAUGGUUCGAUCGAACGCUAUAAGGCAAGACUUGUGGCCAAAGGUUUUACACAAAUUGAAGGCUUGGACUACCAUGAAACAUUCGCCCCCGUUGCAAAGUUGGUAACUGUAAGAGUACUUCUGGCACUUGCUUCCAUUAGGCGAUGGAAACUACACCAACUCGAUGUAAACAAUGCCUUUUUGCAAGGAGAUUUGCAAGAGGAGGUUUACAUGAAAAUUCCACAAGGAUUUACUUGUCGGAAUAGUAAUAUAGUGUGUCGAUUACGGAAGUCUCUCUAUGGACUAAAGCAAGCCUCCCGCAAUUGGUUUGAGAAGUUCACCAACUGUCUAAAGGCUACAGGUUUUGUUCAAUCACUUGCUGAUUAUUCACUCUUUACCUUUACUCAUAAUCACAGCUUCAUUGCAGUUUUAAUAUACGUGGAUGACAUCAUUAUCACUGGAAAUGAUACCACAAGAAUCAAUGCUCUGAAGAAGUAUCUGCACACAAAGUUCUCCAUAAAAGAUCUUGGGCCUUUGAAAUACUUCCUUGGAAUUGAGGUGGCAUGUACCACUGAAGGAAUUGUCUUAAGUCAAAGAAAAUAUGCCCUUGACAUCCUCACUGAAACAGGGACUAUUGGAGCUCGACCAAGCCCUUUUCCUAUGGAGCAGCAUCACCAAUUACAUUCUGCCACAGGGCCACUUCUUUCAAAUCCUGCUCAAUAUCGAAGAUUGGUGGGGCGUCUCUUAUAUUUGACAAUCACAAGACUAGAUAUCUGUUAUUCUGUAAGCAUACUUACACAAUUUAUGCAAAACCCAAGGCAAGAGCAUCAUGAAGCAGCCAUGAGAGUAUUACGAUACAUCAAGACUUCACCUGGACAGGGUAUUCUCCUAUCCUCUACAAGUCCCAUCCAUCUUACGGCUUAUUGUGAUGCCGAUUGGGCAGAAUGCUCCCUUACCAGACGUUCCACAACUGGGUAUUUUAUUUGUCUCGGCAACUCACCUGUUUCAUGGAAAUCAAAGAAACAAGCAACAGUUUCCAGGUCUUCUGUAGAGGCUGAAUAUCGAGCAAUGGCAAUGACUGUGAGUGAAUUGAUAUGGUUAAAAUCCUUGCUUCGUGAUCUUGGAAUGUAUUUACAACAACCUAUGACACUGUUCUGUGACAAUCAAGCAGCCUUACACAUAGCUACUAAUCCAGUCUUCCAUGAGCGAACCAAACAUAUUGAAAUAGAUUGCCACUUCGUUCGUGAAAGAAUACAGAGGAAAGAACUCCUCACCAAGCAUGUUUCGUCUCAACAAAAAACAGCAGAUAUGUUCACCAAGGCCUUGGGGCGUGAACGUUUCUCCUUGCUUCUAUCCAAGUUGGGCAUUCGAGAUCUUCAUGCUCCAACUUGAGGGGGAGUAUGAGGCGGCAAUCAAGGAGGAAACAAUCAAAGGAAUAAUAACUGAGGAAUAUUGCCAAUAAUUGCAUAGAUUGUAUCAGACCGUUUUCUCAUUAUUCUUGCCUUUUCCAUUUGCUUGAGUUUAGGCUAAAUAUCUGUCAUUAGUCUGUAUAUAAAGUUUGUGUACUGUACACCCUUUUCACUCAAUUCAAUUGAAUCUUCACAUAUUCUUCUAUCACUG
Rubroshorea leprosula is the source of this 4875-nucleotide messenger RNA. The record is from the annotation of a GenBank genome assembly. Lineage: Eukaryota; Viridiplantae; Streptophyta; Magnoliopsida; Malvales; Dipterocarpaceae.